Helicoverpa zea (corn earworm) is the source of this 970-nucleotide messenger RNA. RefSeq names its product lipoprotein lipase-like. The record is from RefSeq and is a predicted model, not a curated record. The transcript has 4 exons. NCBI's taxonomy places the organism in Eukaryota, Metazoa, Arthropoda, Insecta, Lepidoptera, Noctuidae. Gene Ontology annotation, biological process: lipid metabolic process. Gene Ontology annotation, molecular function: lipase activity. Bases 16 to 900 code for a protein of 294 amino acids.
AGCCGCUACAUCUGGAUGCCUGAUGGUGAAGGCAAACCCAUCCUAGUGGAUCUCGAAGAGCCCGUCGAUGAAGCUCUGCUAAACUCCAGGAACGGAGCAAACAACCAAUACCGUCUGUUCACCAGACAAAACCCUACCAACGGUCAAGUUCUCGUCAACGGCAAUGCUAACUCUGUUCGCAACUCCAACUACCGGGCAAACCGUGGUUUAAAGGUAAUCGUUCACGGCUGGAACAACAAUGCAGACGUCCCCAUGAAUCCUCUCAUCACAUCUGCCUUCCUCGCUGAUCAAGAUGUCAAUGUCAUCGUUGUGGACUGGCGUGCUCUCGCUAACUCCAACUACAACACAGCGGCUGCUGGUGUCCCCAAUGUAGGCCAACAUGUUGGAAACUUUGUCAAUUGGCUAUUCAAUACCAUCGGUGGUAAUUGGAACCAAGUCCACUUCGUUGGCUUCAGUUUGGGUGCUCACGUUGUAGGAAGAGCUGGUCGUCAAGUAAAUGCUCGUGUUUCCCGAGUCACUGGUCUCGACCCCGCUGGACCUGGCUGGACUAACAACGGCAAUGCGUUGGCCACAAAUGCUGGUCAAUACGUCGAAGCCAUUCACACUGAUGGUAAUAUCCUCGGUAUUAUGCGACCAAGUGGGCACGCGGAUUUCUACCCUAAUGGGGGUAAGAACCCUCAGCCUGGUUGCUGGAUCAGUACCUGCUCUCACGGCCGCGCGACUGAGUUGUUCGCCUCCACCGUGCGUAACAACCAUUUGAAUGGAAGACGCUGUCCUAACGUAUGGGAAGCUGAACUCGGAACCUGCAAUGGUGCUACAUUCCGCAGGGGCAAUGGCAUCGUUAACAAGCGCGGGUCUGGUAUAUAUGCACUCAGGACUGGAUCAAGCUGGCCUUUCUAAACAACGGCUAUCAAUAUUUGAACGAACACGCUAUUUUACAACAAAGUCUGAAUAUAAUACACAGUAUUAA